Messenger RNA from Calypte anna (Anna's hummingbird), 792 nucleotides. Its product is annotated as leucine-rich repeat-containing protein 30-like. The transcript has a single exon. The coding region runs from base 1 to 792 and encodes 263 amino acids. NCBI's taxonomy places the organism in Eukaryota, Metazoa, Chordata, Aves, Apodiformes, Trochilidae. Gene Ontology annotation, molecular function: protein binding. The record is from RefSeq and is a predicted model, not a curated record.
AUGGACACAGCCACCUCCUUCAGAUGUGCCUCUGAUCGACUCUGGAGGUACCUUAAAGAGCAAGAUCCCAAGUAUGAAGGGAAGAAGAAACUCAAGAUCACGGGCAGAGAACUGGUGUCUGUUCCUCCAGAGGUCUUUGGCUUAGACCAGCUGCAGGUCCUGGAGAUGAGCCCAGAACGAGAGAGUUGUCUGAAGUAUCAGCUGGAGCUGCUCCCCCGAGAGAUCAGCCACCUCCAGAACCUAACCUGUCUCUACGUGGACUCCAACAACUUGAAGAAAAUCCCUGCUGAAAUUGGCACUUUGAGUCACUUGGAGAGGCUCACUCUGAGCAAUAACAGCCUGAGCUCACUGCCCCCAGAAAUGGGAGCACUUCAAAAGCUCCACAGCCUCCACCUGGCCAACAACAGCCUCACCGAAGUGCCUCCAGCCCUCUGCCAGCUGAGGAGCCUCACCUUUCUAGAUGUGAGUGACAACAAAAUAUGCACAAUCCCCUCUAGCAUCCGGCAUCUGGAGAAACUGGAAACAUUGCUAUUGCUCUUCAACUCACUGGAGAGCCUGCCUGAGGAUGUCUGUCUUUUGAGGAACCUCUGCACCCUUUGGUUGGGAAACAACCGUCUACGGUCCCUUCCAGCAAGUUUUGGGGAGCUGGUGAACCUGGACUGGGGACACAAUUAUUGUUCAUGCAACUUUGAAGGGAAUCCACUGGAAUGUCCUCCCCCUGAAGUCUGCAGCAGAGGCCCCAGAGAGAUAAGAGACUAUUUCUUGUCAUUCCAUAGGACUCAGAGAGACUAA